Molecule: messenger RNA, 1682 nt
Organism: Hippopotamus amphibius kiboko
Lineage: Eukaryota; Metazoa; Chordata; Mammalia; Artiodactyla; Hippopotamidae
Gene: CDK18
Product: cyclin dependent kinase 18
Exons: 16
Coding region: 175-1590 (471 amino acids)
Biological process (GO): protein phosphorylation
Cellular component (GO): cytoplasm; nucleus
Molecular function (GO): protein kinase activity; ATP binding
Source: RefSeq, a predicted model, not a curated record
GGGAGCCGCUCACCUUUCCGGAGCCGGGGAAGCCGCCCCGAGCCCAGGCAGGGACCCCAGCAGGGCGCAGGGCACGGCGCCCGGACCCGCGGCACCCCGGCCGUCGCGGGCGGGAGGCGGCGCGCCGCGGACCCCAGGACACGCGCGGACCCCGCUGCCUACUCCCUGCUGAUCAUGAACAAGAUGAAGAACUUUAAGCGCCGCUUCUCCCUGUCAGUGCCCCGCACCGAGACCAUUGAGGAGUCCUUGGCUGAGUUCACAGAGCAGUUCAACCAGCUCCACAACCGGCGCAAUGAGGACCUGCAGCUCGGUCCUCUUGGCAGAGACCCCCAGCCAGAGUCAAGCACCUUCUCCCCCACAGACAGUGGGGAGGACCCCGGGCAGCCGUCCCCUGGCAUGCAGUACCGGCGGCAGAACCAGCGCCGCUUCUCCAUGGAGGACGUCAGUAAGAGGCUCUCUCUGCCCAUGGACAUCCGUCUGCCCCAGGAAUUCCUGCAGAAGCUGCAGUUGGAGAGCCCAGACCUGCCCAAACCGCUCACCCGAAUGUCCCGCCGAGCCUCCUUGUCGGAUAUCGGCUUUGGGAAACUGGAAACAUACGUGAAACUGGACAAACUGGGGGAGGGAACCUAUGCCACCGUCUUCAAAGGGCGCAGCAAGCUGACAGAGAACCUCGUGGCCCUGAAGGAGAUCCGGCUGGAGCAUGAGGAAGGCGCGCCCUGCACUGCCAUCCGAGAGGUGUCUCUACUGAGGAACCUGAAACAUGCCAACAUUGUGACCCUGCACGACCUCAUCCACACGGAGCGCUCCCUCACCCUGGUGUUUGAGUACCUGGACAGUGACCUGAAGCAGUAUCUGGACCACUGUGGAAACCUCAUGAGCAUGCUCAAUGUCAAGAUUUUCAUGUUCCAGCUGCUCCGGGGCCUUGCCUACUGCCACCGCCGCAAGAUCCUGCACCGGGACCUGAAACCCCAGAACCUGCUCAUCAAUGAGAGGGGGGAGCUGAAGCUGGCCGACUUUGGACUGGCCCGGGCCAAAUCAGUGCCCACGAAGACCUACUCCAAUGAGGUGGUGACCCUGUGGUACAGGCCCCCUGAUGUGCUGCUGGGGUCCACAGAGUACUCCACCCCCAUCGAUAUGUGGGGCGUGGGCUGCAUCCACUACGAGAUGGCCACAGGGAGGCCCCUCUUCCCAGGCUCCACGGUCAAGGAGGAGCUGCACCUCAUCUUCCGACUCCUCGGGACGCCCACGGAAGAGACGUGGCCCGGUGUGAUGGCCCUGUCCGAGUUCCAAGCCUACAACUUCCCCCGGUACCUCCCCCAGCCGCUCAUCAGCCAUGCUCCCAGGUUGGACCCUGAUGGCAUCAACCUCCUGACCAGCCUCCUCCUGUACGAAUCCAAGAGUCGUGUGUCAGCAGAGGCGGCCCUGAGGCACCCCUACUUCCGGUCUCUGGGAGAGCGUGUACACCAGCUCGAUGACACUGCCUCCAUCUUCUCCCUGAAGGAGAUCCAGCUCCAGAAGGACCCAGGCUACCGGGGCCUGGCCUUUCAGCAGCCAGGGCGAGGGAAGAGCCGGCGGCAGAGCGUCUUCUGAGCCGUGCCCACCCUGCUGUGGCCCAAGGGACGAGAGGUCACACCGAGCACAGCUGCGGCAGGAUGGGGCCCGAGGAAUGAGGGAUAACGGCC